Molecule: messenger RNA, 456 nt
Organism: Drosophila rhopaloa
Lineage: Eukaryota; Metazoa; Arthropoda; Insecta; Diptera; Drosophilidae
Exons: 1
Coding region: 1-456 (151 amino acids)
Molecular function (GO): nucleic acid binding
Source: RefSeq, a predicted model, not a curated record
AUGUCUGACCUAACCACUGAUGAUUUUCUGUUGGCUUUUCAAAGGUUCGUGAGUCGUCGCGGGAUACCGGAAAAAGUGUGGUGCGACAACGUCGCCAACGUCGGCGCCGACCGACACAUGAGGGAGUUCAGAGCACAUCUAGAGGACGGUAUACAAACAUACGCAGCAAGAAAAGGAUGCGAGUUUGCGUUCAUACCGCCUAGAGCACCGCACUGCGGCGGACUUUGGGAGGCAGGUGUGAAGUCUGCAAAGCACCUGUCCCUUCGCACGGUCGGCCAAGGCCUCUUGACCGCGGAGGAUCUCGGAACUCUCCUCACCAGCGUGGAGGCCGUGCUGAACUCCAGACCCCUAGGAACCCUCAGCAACGACCGAAACGACAGCGAAGCCCAGACCCCCGGACAUCUGCUCAUCGGUGGCCGCCUGUUGACCCCACCGUCGGAAGCACUCCCGGUCUAA